AUUUGGGAAAGGCUUGAGCCUGGUUUAAACACCUGGGCCAGAACCCAGUUUGCUUAGUCCUUGAGUACAAUCUAAUCCCAAGGGAGGUACUCUUGUCACUCAGACAUCAAUAGCCAAUCAGGAUCUCGAGGCCGAACACCAGUUAGAAGGUGAGCGGGUGGGCUCUUCCAGACUUCCGGUGCAGGCUAGGAUCCGUAUCUGAGCAAGCGCGAGUGCUGUGGUGUUCCGUGCUGAGAGCAGUGCUGCCGGGAGCUGUGUGGGGCCAGGGAGAGCUCGGAAGCUGCGAUAUGGGUAUCUUACAUACAUGACCUUAAGACUUAUGAGCCUCCAGAGUCAUGGGAUGACAGGAUGCAGUGACCUAUGAGGAUUUGCAUGUGAACUUCACUAGGGAAGAGUGGACAUUGCUUGAUCCUUCCCAGAAGAAUCUCUACAAAGAUGUGAUGGUAGAAACCUACAGUAAUCUCACGGCUAUAGGCUACAAAUGGGAAGAUGAGAAUAUGGAAGAAUCUUAUGAGCAUUUUAGAAGACAUGGAUGGCACAAAAGAAGUAAUCCUGUAGAAAAUCACUAUGAAUACAAGCAGUGUGGUAAAACCUUUUCAUGUCACUAUGAAAAUUAUUAUAAUCUUCAAUUUCAAGACUCAAGUCAUACAGGACAGAAAUCCUAUGAAGGUAUGUGUGACAAAGACUUUGCACAUCACAGUUAUCACCAAAUACCUGAAAGAACAAAAAGUGGAGAGAAUCACACUGAAUAUAAGCAGUGUGGUAAAACUUUUAGACAUCAUAAUCAUCUUCAAAAGUAUGAAAGCACUCAUAUUGUAGAGAGACGCUUCAAAUGUAAACAAUGUGGCAAAUCAUUUACACUUAAUUUUCAUCUGAAAAUGCAUGAAAAAAUUCAUCCUGGUGAGAAAUCCUAUGAAUGUGAGCAAUGUGGUAAAGCCUUUAGAAGUAGAAGCUAUCUGAAGAAACAUGAACGAAGUCACACUGGAGAGAAACCCUAUGAAUGUCAGCAAUGUGGUAAAGCCUUUAGAAGUAGAAGCUAUCUGAAGAAACAUGAACGAAGUCACACUGGAGAGAAACCCUAUGAAUGUCAGCAAUGUGGUAAAGCCUUUACAUGUAACAGUUAUCUGAAAACACAUGAAAGAAUUCAUACUGGAGAGAAACCCUAUGAAUGUAAGCAAUGUGGUAAAGCAUUUACAUGUAAUAGUAAUCUGAAAACACAUGAAAAAACUCAUACUGGAGGGAAACCCUAUGAAUGUGAGCAAUGUGGUAAAGCCUUUACAUGUAACAGCAAUCUAAAAGUACAUGAACAAAAUCAUACUGGAGAGAAACCCUAUGGAUGUAAGCAAUGUGGUAAAGCCUUUACAUGUAACAGGUAUCUGAAAAUACAUGAAAGAAAUCAUACUGAUGAGAAACCCUAUGAAUGUAAGCAAUGUUAUAAAACCUUUUUUUGUAAUAGUCAUCUGAAAAGACAUGAAAGAGUACAUAUAGGGGAGAAACCGUAUGAAUGUAAGCAAUGUGGUAAAGCCUUUGCAUUACGCAGUAUUCUGAAAGUACAUGAAAGAAUUCAUACUGGGGAGAAACCCUAUGAAUGUAAGCAAUGUGAUAAAGCCUUUUUAUGUACCAGUCAUCUGAGGAGACAUGAAAGAACUCAUACUGGAGAGAAACCCUAUGAAUGUAAGCAUUGUUAUAAAGCCUUUUCAUGUAACAAUCAUCUGAAAAGACAUGAAAGAAUUCAUACUGGAGAGAACCAUUAUAAAUGCAAACAUUGUGAUAAAAUCUUUAAAUGCAGUAGUUACCUGAAAAUACAUGAAAGAAAGCAUACUGCAUAGAAUUCCUAUUAAUGUUAGCAAUGUGGUAAAACCUUUACGAGUAGCAGUCAUCUGAAGAUACAUGAAAGAAUUCGUAUUGGAGGCAAACCCUAAGAAUGUAAGCAGUGUGGUCAUGCCUAUACAAGUAGCAGUCAUCUGAAAAGACAUGAAAGAGUUCAUCCUGGAAAGAAAGCCUAUGAAUGUAAGCAUUGUUGGGAAGCCUUUUUAAGUAACAGUCAUCUGAAAAGACAUGAAAUAAUUCAUACUGGAAAGACAUACUAUUGUUGUAGGGUGUUCGAAGGUGUGUAGAUUAAUAUAUGGGCCUUUUCUUGGGUUCCAUUGGUCCUCUUGUCUGUUCUGCCAAUAUCAGGCUGUUUUCAGUACUGUAGUA
This is a messenger RNA of Myodes glareolus (Bank vole), 2199 nucleotides long. The record is from RefSeq and is a predicted model, not a curated record. NCBI's taxonomy places the organism in Eukaryota, Metazoa, Chordata, Mammalia, Rodentia, Cricetidae.